Molecule: messenger RNA, 3063 nt
Organism: Metopolophium dirhodum (rose-grain aphid)
Lineage: Eukaryota; Metazoa; Arthropoda; Insecta; Hemiptera; Aphididae
Molecular function (GO): sequence-specific DNA binding
Source: RefSeq, a predicted model, not a curated record
AUGUAUUCGUGUUUAGUUUGCGGUAAUUCUUCUUAUAAGACCAAGUACACUCGUCCUGAACUUGUUUAUCAUAGAUUACCUAGUAAUCCAAACUUAAGAAAAAUAUGGCUUGAAGUUCUUAGAAUUGGUCAUUAUUGCUCCGAUUGGCAAUGUGUAUGUGGUGACCAUUUUUUAAAAGAAAACUAUAGACCAGGAAAGCGAAUUUUAUUUCGAAAUACUAUUCCACAACCUUAUGAUCAAAAAUGCGAUCAAAAUGGAUUUCCCAAUAAUUAUACUAUUCAAAUGAAUGAUGUUGAAACUGGCAACAAUGGUGUUUUACCGAUGGAACAAAAUAUUAUAAUUAAUAAAAAAUUGUUUCAUUAUGAUGGAAGUGAUUUCACAGAAUCUGAUUUUUUUUUAGAGAGGAAGACUGUUGUAAAUAAUUUUAAAACACAAAGACGGUCAGGCAGAAAAUUGAAAUCUACUAGAAUUAAUGAAGACAUGAAUUAUUAUGAAUAUUUGCCGAGACCCAAAAUUGAAAAGGGGCAAACUUCUACAGUCAUUGAAACAGAUGUAAAACCAGUGUUAACAGAUACUAAGGACCGUUCAUUGAAAUAUGGACCAUGCUGCUCAGUUAAAAAAUGCUUCAACAGGUAUUCAAAGGAACUUAGUUUCUUUGGCUACCCUAGAGAUUUGACACUAAGAAAAAAGUGGAUAGCAAAAUCUGGACUAGUAGUAAGUCCUACUGCAAUAAAAAUUAUAAAUCGUUACAAAGUAUGUAGUGUUCAUUUUGACGAUGAUUGUUUUAAAAAUACUAAAUUGAAGAACAGAUUAAAACCUGGUGCUAUUCCAACACUAUUUGUAGCUGAUGGUAUAAUAGAAUCGAGAAAUAUUCCAUUAACAAAUCCACCUGUAAACAGUGGGUUUGUUCAAAUAAAUAAAUCAUCUUGUUCAUCAUCAAAUUAUGAUGAAAAUGUGGAAUCUGAAGAUACUCCGUCAUUGGUUUAUAAUAAUUCGACUUAUCAAGUAUUAAAAUCAUCAGUACCUUCCGCUUUGCCAUUACCAAUAGAUGCUUGGCAAUCCGCAUCUAAUGCUAGAAAGAAUUUACCAGGUAUAAUAGAAUUGAGAAAUAUUCCAUUAACAAAUUCACCUGUAAACAGUGAGUUUGUUCAUAUAAAUAAAUCAUCUUGUUCAUCAUCAAAUUAUGAUGAAAAUGUGGAAUCUGAAGAUACUCCGUCAUUGGUUUAUAAUAAUUCGACUUAUCAAGUAUUAAAAUCAUCAGUACCUCCCGCUUUGCCAUUACCAAUAGAUGCUUGGCAAUCCGCAUCUAAUGCUAGAAAGAAUUUACCAGGUAUAAUAGAAUCGAGAAAUAUUCCAUUAACAAAUCCACCUGUAAACAGUGGGUUUGUUCAAAUAAAUAAAUCAUCUUGUUCAUCAUCAAAUUAUGAUGAAAAUGUGGAAUCUGAAGAUACUCCGUCAUUGGUUUAUAAUAAUUCGACUUAUCAAGUAUUAAAAUCAUCAGUACCUUCCGCUUUGCCAUUACCAAUAGAUGCUUGGCAAUCCGCAUCUAAUGCUAGAAAGAAUUUACCAGGUAUAAUAGAAUUGAGAAAUAUUCCAUUAACAAAUUCACCUGUAAACAGUGAGUUUGUUCAUAUAAAUAAAUCAUCUUGUUCAUCAUCAAAUUAUGAUGAAAAUGUGGAAUCUGAAGAUACUCCGUCAUUGGUUUAUAAUAAUUCGACUUAUCAAGUAUUAAAAUCAUCAGUACCUCCCGCUUUGCCAUUACCAAUAGAUGCUUGGCAAUCCGCAUCUAAUGCUAGAAAGAAUUUACCAGGUAUAAUAGAAUUGAGAAAUAUUCCAUUAACAAAUUCACCUGUAAACAGUGAGUUUGUUCAUAUAAAUAAAUCAUCUUGUUCUCCAUCAAAUUAUGAUGAAAAUGUGGAAUCUAAAUAUACUCCAUCAUUGGUUUAUAAUAAUUCGACUUAUCAAGUAUUAAAAUCAUCAGUACCCCCCGCUUUGCCAUUACCAAUAGAUGCUUGGCAAUCCGCAUCUAAUGCUAGAAAGAAUUUACCAGGUAUAAUAGAAUUGAGAAAUAUUCCAUUAACAAAUUCACCUGUAAACAGUGAGUUUGUUCAUAUAAAUAAAUCAUCUUGUUCAUCAUCAAAUUAUGAUGAAAAUGUGGAAUCUGAAGAUACUCCGUCAUUGGUUUAUAAUAAUUCGACUUAUCAAGUAUUAAAAUCAUCAGUACCUCCCGCUUUGCCAUUACCAAUAGAUGCUUGGCAAUCCGCAUCUAAUGCUAGAAAGAAUUUACCAGGUUCGACAGAUAUAAUAGAAAUGGGAAAUUUUCCAUCAACAAGUGAGUUUGUUCAUAUAUAUAAACCAUCUUCAUCAUCAUCAGAUUAUCUUGUGAAUGUGGAAUCUAAUGAUACUCUAAUGUUGGCUCAUAAUACAUCAAUUAAGGAUUUUGAACUUAAUUGUUCUAUACCAGGAUGUACAUCUAACAUAACUAAUACUGAUGAAGAACUCUACCUUUUUGCACCAACAAUAGAAUGUGUGAAUAAGUGGAGUUCAGCAUUAGGUCUACAGUUGAAUGUAAACUGUUGUAUCUGUGAAAGACACUUCAGACCGCAAGACUUAAUUAGUGAACAAUGUUUGGUAGAUGGUUUAAACAAAGUAGUAAAAUUAUUAGUACAUUCUGCUUUGCCAAUACCAAUUAAUGAUGUGGGGUUAGCAUCUAAUGCUAGAAACAAUUUACCGGAUAAUACAGAUAAAUGUUCUAAAUCUAAUACUUUCAUGACAAUUGAUAAUUUUUCAAACAUUGAUUCAAAUCUCAAACAAAAACUGAAGAACAUCUCAGCUAAAAACUCGCUGUCCAUCACUUUGGAACCAAUUGAGAAAUCUAAAGCAACAGAACCAUCAGUAGAUUUAUUUUCAAGAACGUCUGCCGGAAUAAAGACUCCAGUUAUUUCAAAAUGUAUAUCAUUAGCCAAAAUACCAGAUUCACAUAAUUCAAGUUCAAAUAAAAAUAAUCCUACUUCAAAAACAUUUAGCCUUAUUAAUAAUAUGGAGUAUUUUGAACGCCAUUAA